GUCGUCGUGCCGUGCGAUCGUCGCUCCCCAAGAGAGUCUACUUUGUGUUUUCCUAGACUUCCACGGCCCACGGGACGGACGUACCUAGCUCGCACCGGUUGUCUGUGACAUAUAACCUCAAGCAGUAGCACAUCUGCAGGACAAACCGACGAAGAAGAUGUCUAUGCUCUGGUCGUUCUUCGAGAGCCUCGCGCCGACGGUGAGGGCCGAGGAAGAGGAGGAGGCUGAGCUGGUCGACCCGCAGAAAAUCUUACGGGAGAAGUGCUCCGCGACGCAGAAGUGUUCGAAGCUUCAGGAGAAGCUCAACACCUGCAAUGAUCGCGUGAACUCAAGAACCCAGACGGCCGAGACUUGCGUCGAGGAGGUCAUCGACUACAUGAGCUGCAUAGACCACUGCGCUGCCAAGACCCUGUUCCAUCAUCUUAAAUAAACCUGUCGAUAGCACCUAGAAUUUAGAAGAAGCUUCGAUUGAGUUUUAGUUUACUUUUGCCAUUGUCUCUAUUGUAUAUAGAAAGGAUAAAUGAUCGACGGAUUGAAUAAACUGUGCGGACUGAGUCCGCCGAGUCAAUAAUACAAUGCUGAUACAGGAUUAUAAUAAAUCAUAAUAAAAUGUUUAAAAUUAAGG
This is a messenger RNA of Nasonia vitripennis (jewel wasp), 625 nucleotides long. It is a transcript of the gene UQCR-11, whose product is annotated as ubiquinol-cytochrome c reductase hinge protein. NCBI's taxonomy places the organism in Eukaryota, Metazoa, Arthropoda, Insecta, Hymenoptera, Pteromalidae. Gene Ontology annotation, biological process: mitochondrial electron transport, ubiquinol to cytochrome c. The record is from RefSeq and is marked validated.